This is a messenger RNA of Musca domestica (house fly), 3150 nucleotides long. Its product is annotated as fez family zinc finger protein erm. The record is from RefSeq and is a predicted model, not a curated record. Bases 936 to 2951 code for a protein of 671 amino acids. Lineage: Eukaryota; Metazoa; Arthropoda; Insecta; Diptera; Muscidae. The transcript is spliced from 2 exons. Gene Ontology annotation, biological process: regulation of DNA-templated transcription. Gene Ontology annotation, molecular function: RNA polymerase II cis-regulatory region sequence-specific DNA binding; DNA-binding transcription factor activity, RNA polymerase II-specific.
UCCAAGGGUUGCUUACGUUCGGUUCGCAUUUCUAUACUCUCUAUUUCUUAUCAAUUAAAACUCUUUAAACGGAUCCUUAAGUUUUUUAUUUCCCUAAAACUCACACACACACACAUCAAUCAGUCAGUCAAUCAAUCAGUCAACUUUACUUUCCAUUUCUAAACUUGAAUUUUUUUAACUCAACUAAAAAAAACAACAACAACUCAAAAGUUAUAAAACAAAAAUUGUUAAAAAUAAAUACGAGAAAACAAACGAAAGCUAAAAAAGUGAAACAGACUGCCCAGAAAAGAAAAGUAACAACAACCAAUCGGAAAUCAAUAACUUCCGGCUUUACAAAAAAAUAAGAAAAUACAAAUCGAACCUUAAGACCGACCGAAAAUACGCGAGUUCAACUGGAUUUUUGUGUGAACGAAACGGAAGUGCAAAAAGAAAAGCAACAAAAAUCGAUAAAAUGCAAAACCUUAAGACAAGUGAGAAAACUAACUAAGAAACCGAAAAAAAGCAAUCGACCAAGCGAGCAGCGAAACAAAAAAAGGAUUAUGGUUUAAGAAAGGUCCUGCUCCAGACUCCUACCAAGAAGCCUAGAAAGCAAAGCCAAAAUAUGAAAUCCUAAAACUCCCCAUUAAAACACAAUAGAAUUUCGACGAGCCCUUAACUAUUUUGCCACAACAGUAACAAAAAAACAACAACAAUAUUUAAUUUUAUGUUCUAAACGAAAAAAAAGAAAAGCCCAUAAAAAUUUCCUUUCCAAAUCAAGUUUUUUGGAUAUUUAAGUUUUACUGCAAAUAAAAAACUUUUGCUCGUGCGAAAAAAAAUCGAAACCGGAAACUUCGCAACUCAGUAACUUCCCUAGAUUCCCAGAUCACUGGAAUCGAUCGCACUACACCAUAAACAUUUCAUUUCAUUAGAACUUUGAGUUUGAACUUGCCAACAAAAUGCCACGCUGUCUAAUGGCCAAAAAAUGGAAAGCCUAUCCCUGGCCAGAUCGUGCCGAGGAUAAGAACUCCGGCAACAGUGGCUCAGCGAUUAGCACCUGCGACAGCAUUGUUAACUUGCCCGAAGUUAGCAUACAAUUGGUGGAGAAGAAAGUGGAGCCGAAAUCGCGGCGUUCCACAAUCGAUGAAGAUGAAGAAAUCGAUGUUGUGGGCGAUAAUGUCCUCGCAAAUGCAGCAGCUACAGCAACGGUCAUUAUUAAAUCAAGUGAUUUGAAAUCAUCUGUAUCUGCAUCAUCGUCGUCGUCGUCGUCCUCCUCAUCAGCAUCGCCAUCAAAUCAAAGCAGUGAAACAUCAACUGCAACGGCUACAUGUUGGGGCCCAUCAUCACCCACGGCUGGUGCAACGGCACCCAGUCCUCCGCCUCAUUCGCCAGAAGCAGCUACACGUGGUACCACAACUUUGUAUAAUGGUUACAAUCAUGAGGUACCUAACGCUUUACACUACACUGCGUACCUGCCUCGUUUGGAAAAUGAAGUUACCGUCAUCACCAGCACCUCCAACAUGCAACAGCAGCCGCAAUCGCAUCAUCAGCAUCCAUUCAAUUAUCAAACACCUCCGCCCUCGAAUGCAUCGUCGCCUUCAGCAUCACCCUCCAGCCGCAGCAGCAGUAUAUCUUGUGAACGUCUUAGUCCGCCCAUAAUACGCAUCAAAACCGAGUCGCAAGAUGAUGUGGAUUCGAGCAGUACGGAAUCGCGUAAAUGCUAUAGCAGCACUGGAGCUGCCCUCUCGCUGCCGCCCAAAAAGAAAGACAUUUACCGGCCGUACUCGCUAGACGACAGACCUUCGACAGAUCGCCUGCGUUUGCGGGUGCCAGCCGAGGAGGAUUUGCAUGCGGCCCAUGCCAUUUUAGAUUUGAGCGCCUCAACAGCCUUCCAUCCGCCAACACAGCCUCAUCAAUUGCAGCAGAUCCACCAGCACCAUCACGCCCAUCAUCAGCACCUGAGCCAUCACCAGCCUUUGCAUCCGCUGCAUCACAUCACACAGGCCAUACAAUUGCAGCAGCAGCAACAACAACAUCAACAGGCAGCCGCCCAACCUUCAAUAGCUGAUUUGGCUGCCGCAGCCAUUGUGGCCAAUGAACAACGUCCCCGUUCCAACUCUUCCAUGCACAGCAUGCAAAGUAAUUCGGACAGUGAACGUCAGCCCAGUUCGCCGGCCAGUUCCGUGCAGAAUGAGAACAACAACACCACAAAUCAGUUUCCUACAACAACAAAUGGGCCGACCAGCAAAACCGUGGCCUAUACCUAUGAGGCGUUCUUUGUGAGCGAUGGUCGUUCGAAACGUAAAAACAUCACCGAUCCAGUGGUGGCCUUACAGCAGGAACAACAAAAGGCCAAAUACACUUGCAGCGAGUGCGGCAAACAGUAUGCCACCUCCAGCAAUUUGUCGCGCCACAAACAGACACACAGAUCGCUGGACUCUCAAUCGGCCAAGAAGUGUCACACCUGUGGCAAGGCUUAUGUCUCCAUGCCCGCCCUGGCCAUGCAUGUCCUGACGCACAAACUCUCCCACAGUUGUGGUGUGUGCGGCAAACUCUUCUCCCGUCCUUGGCUGCUGCAGGGUCAUUUGCGUUCGCACACCGGCGAAAAGCCCUAUGGCUGUGCCCACUGUGGCAAGGCCUUUGCGGAUCGUUCCAAUCUACGGGCUCACAUGCAGACGCACUCCAUCGACAAGAACUUCGAAUGCAAACGCUGUCACAAAUCAUUCGCCCUGAAAUCGUACCUCAACAAACACUUGGAGUCGGCGUGCCUGAAGGAUGAGGCCGAUAUGCAAUUCGACAGCACCAGUGACAGUGGUGGCAUGACUUCUCCUACUCCUACCGAGGACUAUAAUCCUCCCAACUAUCUCCAGCAGCAACAACAACAACAGGCACAAAAUGCUUUUAAGAUAAGUCACAUACCACAGCCAGUACCAGCAGCGGCUGUGGUGAAAGUAGAGGCCACAUUUGCGGGUUAAGAACCGCAAGAAAAGUAACAGAAUAUUGUAAGUAGUUUUAAAACAAAAACCAAAAGAAACACAAAAACCAACAACAACACAAACAACGCAAGAAGAAAACAAACACAAAACAAAAGAAAAAGGUUACGAUUUUGUUUAACAAAAAUGUUGGCAAUUUUUCUUAAAAAAAUCCAUCUUUCAAAAAAAAGAAAACAAAUAA